Molecule: messenger RNA, 2011 nt
Organism: Drosophila persimilis
Lineage: Eukaryota; Metazoa; Arthropoda; Insecta; Diptera; Drosophilidae
Gene: sll
Product: adenosine 3'-phospho 5'-phosphosulfate transporter 1
Exons: 4
Coding region: 364-1761 (465 amino acids)
Biological process (GO): transmembrane transport
Cellular component (GO): endoplasmic reticulum membrane; Golgi membrane
Molecular function (GO): 3'-phosphoadenosine 5'-phosphosulfate transmembrane transporter activity
Source: RefSeq, a predicted model, not a curated record
AAUAGCUGUUUAGCUGGCCCUAAAUUAAAGCUGGCUGCCGGCCAGCAGCAGCCAAUUCCCAGAACCAGAACCCGGCCACCCGUCUGGAGCAGAAGACAUAGCACAUUCAAUAGACUCCAACCCGACAAACGGCCUCCGCGGCUGUAUAAACAAACUUCAACAGAAUAAAUUGCUGAUGCUGCUGUUCUUUUUGGCGUGGAGCACAUUAUGCAAAAACUAGUUUGAGCGGUUAUUGAACCUCUGACACUUGACUUGCGUUUGCCGGCAAAUAUUCAUUCGCCCCCAGGCGUGACCGCUCGCUCAAUUCUUAUUAAAGAAGUUCAAUCUGGAAUACAGAAUUCGACGUGUCAGCAGAAGAGGGACAUGCACGUGUACAAAAUGAGUAAUCGAGUUCCGGAGCUAAUUAUAUGCUCCUUUAUCGUGGUCAGCUUGCUGGUUAUACACUUCUUUUCGGACCUGUUGCGUGCCUCGCUUGGCGGCUUCUACACCAAGGAUGUGACGCUAUCGCAGAUUCUGGAUGCCCAGAACUCCGACUAUGCCUGGCUUCUAAAACUGUUGGUUAACUGCUUCGGCUACAGUUGCGUCUUUGUACCCGGCUAUCUCAUAUACAAAUAUGUGGCACGCACCGGCUACCUCGAAAGAGGCAACAAGACCAUUCUGCACACGGCCAUCAACAUGUGCAUUACAGGCAACUCCACCUACGAGCCACUGGAUGUUGCGGCCAGUACAGCUGAUAAGGAAAGAUCUACAGGAUCUGUGGCGGUCAAGCGCACGAGUUCCCAGGAGGCUGUGCAGCUGCUUUGGUGCUUUGGCGGCCUAAUGGUGUCCUAUUUGACCUGGGGCGUUUUGCAGGAGAAGAUCAUGACACAGAAAUAUCUGAAUUUUGCUGGUGAGAGUUCCAAGUUCAAAGAUUCGCAAUUUCUGGUGUUUGCCAACCGAUUGCUAGCCUUUAUGGUGGCCCUCAUCUAUCUGCAAUGGCAGCCCUCGCCCACACGACACCGAGCACCGCUUUACAAGUACUCCUUCGCCUCGUUCUCGAACAUAAUGAGCGCCUGGUUCCAGUAUGAGGCUCUUAAAUUUGUCAACUUUCCCACUCAGGUGCUGGCCAAGUCGUGCAAAAUAAUCCCUGUCAUGGUGAUGGGCAAGAUCAUGUCGAAGGCCAAGUAUGAAUCUUACGAGUAUGCCACAGCUGUGCUAAUCUCGCUGGGCAUGAUCUUUUUCAUGAGUGGGUCGGCAGACAGCAACAAAGCCAGUGGAGUGACCACCUUAACGGGCGUAUUCCUGCUCUCUUUGUACAUGGUCUUCGAUAGCUUCACAGCCAAUUGGCAGGGCUCGCUGUUCAAGAGCUACGGUAUGACCUCCCUUCAGAUGAUGUGCGGCGUUAAUCUGUUCUCCUCGAUCUUCACUGGCGCCUCGCUGUCGAUGCAGGGCGGAUUCAUGGACUCCCUGUCCUUUGCCACAGAGCAUCCGAAAUUCGUUUUUGAUAUGGUUGUGCUCUCCAUUUGCUCAGCAGUCGGGCAAUUGUUUAUUUAUCACACAAUUGAUGUCUUCGGCCCAGUUGUGUUUACCAUCAUUAUGACGCUGCGUCAGGCCGUAGCCAUCAUGCUCUCCUGUUUCAUCUACCACCACAGCGUGUCGGCUCUGGGCAUCUUUGGUGUUCUCAUCGUUUUCGUAGCCAUCUUUCUGCGCGUCUACUGCACACAGCGUUUGAGGGCAAUGCGCAAACGGGCCGAGGCUAAUAAACCCAAAAUGGCUGUCUAACCAGAGGCAUGGAAGUGGAAGCGCCUCACAUACAACGCACAGACUUCCGAGAUUAGUCUUUAAGUUAUAUUAUCUAGAUACAAGCUAUCUGGAUACGGAUCCUAGUUCCAAUCUCUGAACAGAGGCAGCUGGGUCUAUCUCUUCCCAUUUUGUACAGCUUUGUUUUACUAGUUAUAAGUUUAAAUAAUUUUAUUAUAAGGCCUAACGAUUUUAUGUGUGCUUUGAGUAAAUUGUAUAUGAUAUACCAGCA